AUGAAGCUUCCAAAAAGCUUACUUUUGAAGGUCGAAACAAGUCAUCGGUGGUGGAUUGUGGAGAGGGGGGAGGCAUGUUCGUCUGGCUCGGUGGAUGAGAGGGUUUGUAGAGUAUGCCAUUUGAGUGCAAAGGAGAUUGGGAAGAGCAGGGCUGAGUUGAUCGAGCUUGGCUGCGGAUGUAAAGGCGAGCUUGGAUCUGCUCACUUGCAAUGCGCCAAGGCUUGGUUUAGCAUUAAAGGGAAGAGAUUGUGUGAAAUAUGUGGAGAGGCUGCAAGAAACAUAAGUGGUGUUGGCGACAGCGGUUUCACGGAGGAGUGGAGCGAGGGGAGACGAGGAGGCGAUGGGGGCGACAGCAGCGCAUCGUAUGGAGGCAGACGAUGUUUGCAGGGGCAGCCACUUUGUAAUAUCUUGAUGGCUUGUCUAGUUUUAGCAUUCAUUCUCCCUUGGUUUUUUCCUGGGAAUUUGUUCUGAUUUAAUCCGCAUUGAAUUGCCUGUUCCUGUAUAGGAAUCAAACAGUCAGCAGCUUCAGUUUGAUUCUUGAUAUUGUGUUCAAUACAAUCAAGAAUCUUUACAGAUCA
Molecule: messenger RNA, 578 nt
Organism: Salvia splendens (bonfire salvia)
Lineage: Eukaryota; Viridiplantae; Streptophyta; Magnoliopsida; Lamiales; Lamiaceae
Exons: 3
Coding region: 1-471 (156 amino acids)
Molecular function (GO): zinc ion binding
Source: RefSeq, a predicted model, not a curated record